Messenger RNA from Protopolystoma xenopodis, 225 nucleotides. NCBI's taxonomy places the organism in Eukaryota, Metazoa, Platyhelminthes, Monogenea, Polystomatidea, Polystomatidae. The record is from the annotation of a GenBank genome assembly.
CCGGGCGAAGAGUGGACGGCCCGGAGGCCGAAAGCAUUAGAAGAGGAGCAUGAGGUCGCGACGAGACCUGCUGGUCUUCGGGACAAGGUCAAACCGGUUUUGGGCAGUGCCGACGACCGGAUCGAGGAUGAGACGACGACGACGACGACGACGGCGAGGAAAGAGGUGAUACCGGAAAGCACCUCCUCAUGCCAUUCCAUCUCGUCUAGCGACAUUUACACAUAA